Molecule: messenger RNA, 2308 nt
Organism: Durusdinium trenchii
Lineage: Eukaryota; Dinophyceae; Suessiales; Symbiodiniaceae
Source: the annotation of a GenBank genome assembly
UUCAAGAAUGUGAGUUUUGUCAGAUGGACUUUUUGCUACUAGUAACAAGAAGCUACUAGGGGCUCCUGGCAUCGCUACUAGGAGCAAGGACGCUACUAGGGGCUCCACCCUAGUUGAGGCCUCCACCCUAGGCAACAAGCCCAAGCAGGUUUCAAAACUAGACGACCAGCUUGUGGUGACCACAAAAGAACAAUCGACAGCUCGUACCCGCAGCUUUUCCCGCUCUGGCUCCAACGCCUCAGUCUGUAGCGAUCCAUGCGGCGAAAUGCUUCGGAGCCGGUGCCGAAUCCGUCUUCGUCCACUUUCUGGGAGCUCCACAGAAAGCUUGGGGAAAUCUAUGCUGCAGAUGUGGCGCAAUUCACGGCAGCCUCAUCGUCCCUGCCCCUUGGGUCUCCUGCUUCAGGACCUAAUGGUCUUCCUUUGCAUCGUGGAUUGCCAUCAACAAGUCCAGUGCUCCCAGGACUUGGAGUCCCUGUACGGACACUACUUGACGAUUCUGAAGGCGAAGGGAAAGGACAGGAGAAUUCGGAGGAGCUUGACUUAGACUCUGUGCCGAAUCUUGACUUCAAACCAUAUGCGUGCUUCAAAGAGACUGUGAAGGACAAGAAAGGAUCUCAAAGACGGACGGUCUCAAUGGAACGAGCAAUGGAUGUGCUCGGGCAAACAUCAGCAGAGAGGAAAGAAGGAAGGAGGAAUUGCUUCCAACGACAUAGAGAUGUUCUUCAUCCGGGAGGGCAUUUUCGAACAGGAUGGAAUUUGGCAGUGGCUUUCUGCGUUCUUCAUGACCUGAUCUUCGUUCCACUUGAAGCUUUUGAGCUACCUCCAUCAGUUCCACUGAGAGUCAUGGAGUGGGCAACGCAGCUCUUUUGGAAUUUCGACUUCCUCGUGUCUUGUCGUACUGGAUACUACAAACACGGAGCGCUAGUGUUGGACCCAUGGGAAUCCUUUAAGCAGUACGCAAGGACAUGGAUGCCUUUCGAUGUUCUUCUGAUUUGUUUGGAUUGGGCGAUUGUUUGGGUCAGUGCCGCUGAUGCGGGGCUUGCACAGUGGUCGCGGACGCUGACGAUGCUGCGCUUCUUAAGACUGGCGCGGAUGCUUCGUUGGGUGAAGCUUCAACGGGUCAACGAGGUUUUUCAAGAGCUUUUGCAUUCUCAGGCUGCAAGCCUGUACUACUCCCUGUUUGGCAGUAUUGCACGACUCUUAGUCCUGAACCACCUGGUGAGCUGCGCGUGGUAUGGUGUUGGACGCCUUGGGGGAGCGGAUGGAUGGUUGCAACAACGAGCUGACUCUGGAAUUUGGCAGAGUUAUUUAGAAUGUUUGAACUGGGCUUUUGCUCAACUUAGUGUGGGUUCUAGUGACAUCCUUCCUGCCAACACUUUGGAGUUGGCGUUUUGCUGCAUCAUUGCGUUCAGAUCGCUGAUUACAUAUUCCACCUUGAUUAGUACAAUGACUUCCCUUAUGUCCGGCCUCAGCAGAAUCAAAGAGGACGAGGCCACCGAAUUCCGAUUGCUGCGCAACUAUUUGGUACACAAUGACAUUCCAAAGGGCUUGCAGCAGAAAAUUGUACGAUUUUUGCAAAACCAGUAUGCUUUGAGGAAGCAGGCCAAGUCUGUUGGAUCACGAGUGCCUUUGUUAGAGCUCCUGUCACAGCAACUGACGGGGGAGCUCCACAUUGAAAGAUAUCGCCAAGACCUUUGCAAAGUUUCUUUCUUGCGAAACCUUCUGCAAAAAGAUGACUUCCAAGUGAUUCAAGUUCUGCAGAAGGUUGCCUUGACAGCUGUCAGCGAUGUCAUGGUUGCCGCCCAUGACGUUGUGUUUCUGGGUGGAAGCAUUGCAGCUGCCGCGUACCUAAAGGUCAGUGGUGCAUUGACCUACUACCAUGCUUCAAUGAAAGAUUCUAUUGACCGGACAACAUGGCUGGCAGAGGCCUGCCUGUGGACAAAUUGGAUUUACAUGGGAGAUCUAGUUGCAGAAGACGUCUCACAUUUGACAGUGAUAGAUUCCAAUAGUUUCUGCGAAUUGAUAUGUGAUUCUAUCAGCACUCAACGUGCCGCUGCAGAGCAUGCCAGACAUUUCUUGAAAGUUUUGCAGAGGCAAGAAACGCUAUCAGACAUUUUUAGAGAAGAAGGAUGCGUUGCUCGACGCCCAUCUCGCCUUUCGAGCACAAACGCGCUGAAAGUACAGCGCUGGUGCUGUUUUUCUUCCCGUCGUGUGGAACCUGCGGAGUUCAACUCGAUCAGCGGAACAUCUGCCCCGGCUGGUUCAUAAUUUGAUUGAUCAUGAUUCAUCACAUAUUCAUCAAUACUUU